Molecule: messenger RNA, 1559 nt
Organism: Ipomoea triloba (trilobed morning glory)
Lineage: Eukaryota; Viridiplantae; Streptophyta; Magnoliopsida; Solanales; Convolvulaceae
Product: protein DECREASED SIZE EXCLUSION LIMIT 1
Exons: 13
Coding region: 170-1249 (359 amino acids)
Molecular function (GO): protein binding
Source: RefSeq, a predicted model, not a curated record
UUGAUCACUGCGAAACCGAAUUCGAAGCAUCGGUCUAUCGCCAAUUCGCCACACGGUCCACACCGAGAGGUAAGAGAGAAAAAGAGAAAUCGCGGGCGUUGAUUUUCUUAAAGGAUAGCACAAGUAGACUAAUUGUUUGACUAAAUGCUUCAAUGAGAGAAGAAGCGAGAUGAGUAAGAGGCCACCGCCAGACCCGGUGUCAGUUCUAAGGGGCCACCGUGCUUCGGUGACGGAUGUUUGCUUUCAUCCAUCUAAAAGUCUACUAUUCACUGGUUCUGCUGAUGGUGAAUUGCGCAUCUGGAAUACGGUGCAGCAUCGAACAAUUUCGUCUGCCUGGGUACAUAGUGCCCCCCAUGGGAUAACCUGCGUUGCGGCUAGUCCUCUGAUUGGAGACAACAAAAUUAUCAGCCAAAGCAGGGAUGGAACUGUUAAAUGCUGGGACUUUGGAGAUGGUGGUUUGUCCAGGACUCCUUUAAUUACAGCAAAUACAAACUCUCAUCACUUUUGUAAGCUUUCAUUAGUGAAGAGGCCAAAGGGAGCUCCAUACAUCAACCAAGAUGUGGGAAGCGGGGAAAUUACUGAUAAUAGGCAGGGAGAUGAUGAAGGACUGAGAUACUUUGCCAUACCAGAUAAAUUAUCGCAUAAGGUUGAGAUUUGGGAUCUCAAUAAUGCAGAAAGGUUUAUAGAACUGCCUCAUAGCUCUGGUGCUUCCUUGAAUCACUCUCCGAAUCCAAGAGGAUUGUGCAUGUCAGUUCAAGCAUUUUUAUCUCCUGAAUCCCAGGGUUUCCUAAAUGUUUUGUCUGGAUAUGAGGACGGAUCCAUGCUUUGGUGGGAUGUGAGGAAUCCUGGUGUCCCACUGACUUCUGUGAAGUUUCAUUCGGAACCAGUUUUAAGCAUAUCAAUUGAUGGAUCAUGUAAAGGGGGUAUUUCUGGAGCUGCUGAUGAGAAAAUUGAGAUCUUCACAUUGGAUCAUUCAAUGGGUACUUGUGUAAUCAAGAAAGAAAUUAUGUUGGAGCGACCAGGCAUAGCUGGAGCCUCAAUACGUCCAGAUGGCAAAAUUGCUGCAACUGCUGGCUGGGAUCACCGACUUCGGAUAUACAAUUACCGUAAAGGAAAUGCAUUGGCUAUACUGAAAUAUCAUCAUGCCUUGUGCACGGCUGUUGCAUUCUCUGAUGACAGCAAACUAAUGGCCUCUUCGUCGGAAGACACAACUGUAGCAUUGUGGGAACUUUACCCUCCAGGAACAUGAUCUCCGACAUAGUUCAAUCAUAGGAAUUCUGCUCAAAAUUUUUGAAAAAAAAUUGAUUAUAAAUUAUCAAGUGAAAGUAGUGCAGUUUCUAUGUCACAAAUGUCAUCAAUUUAUUUGGAAUAAGAUUACUUAUUUUGGGUUUGCAGCCACUAUCUGCCCUAGGUAUUUUGACCUUACUCAGUAAAGGACCAUAAGAAGAUAAAUUAGUCUAAAUUGUCUAUAGUUGACCGAUUCAAACCAAGAGAGUUAGAGAUUUAAACUCAUGACGGUGUUGUUACAAGUUUGUAUCCUUAGCUAUCUUGUUACCCUC